Ophidiomyces ophidiicola is the source of this 1434-nucleotide messenger RNA. RefSeq names its product H(+)-transporting V1 sector ATPase subunit H (gene VMA13). The transcript has 3 exons. Gene Ontology annotation, biological process: proton transmembrane transport. The record is from RefSeq and is a predicted model, not a curated record. Gene Ontology annotation, molecular function: proton-transporting ATPase activity, rotational mechanism. Lineage: Eukaryota; Fungi; Ascomycota; Eurotiomycetes; Onygenales; Onygenaceae. Bases 1 to 1434 code for a protein of 477 amino acids. Gene Ontology annotation, cellular component: vacuolar proton-transporting V-type ATPase, V1 domain; fungal-type vacuole membrane.
AUGUCUCUCGACUCGCCUACGUACCUGACGUCGCUGCAGAACAACAUCCGCGCGCGGCCGAUCCCGUGGGAUGGCGCCGUCCGAGCCGGGAACAUCACCGACGAGCAGCUGAAGCGCAUUCGCGCGGUCGACAAGGUGCGCAAGGAGCAGCGGCAGAAGACCGUCGAGGCCGACCUGGCCGCGUACACGACGCUGCUGGCCGGCGGCAGCUCCGGCAAGAGCAUCCUCGAGUCGGCGUCGAGGCGCACCGACAUCAUCCAGUAUAUCCUGGUGCUCGCGGCGGAUCUGAUCAAUGAUGUGGCCUCGCUCAAGACGGCGUUGGCGCAGGACCAGGGAAGCUACCGGCAUUUCCUCCCUCUGCUCCGGCACUCCACGAACCCCGAAGACCCCAUACCCCUCCUGACGUCUUCGUUUCUCACCAACCUGAUCUCGGCCUCCCUUCUCGUAUCUCGCAAGACGGGCGCGAAAGACGACGAAGCGCUGCCCCGGCUCUUUUCCUACCUCGCCACGCUCACCAAAAGCACGGACACCGGACUACAGGAUAUCGGCGUGCAGGCUUACUCGGAGCUACUACGGACGACUCGCUCACGGGAGCUCUUUUGGAACCAGAGGUCUACGACGCUUCAGCCGCUGGUUGAUAUACUGCGGGCCGCAGCAGGCUCGGGGAAAGAUAAUGGGUCGACCACGCUGGGCGGCAGCAGCAUUCGGACAGCGGACCUGAAGAUCGGGGGCGGCGUAGGGAUCCAGCUGCUGUACCAUGUGCUGAUUGUGAUCUGGGAGCUGAGCUUUGAAGGGGCCUUGGUGGGCAACCAGCUCGAGUCGGAAUACGAGAUCAUCGCGUUGUACACACACUUGCUCCGCAUCUCGCCGAAAGAGAAGACUACGCGGCUGGUGGUGUACACGCUGUCGAACAUUCUAUCCGCCAACAAGGCGAGCCUGCUCCCGGCGGCGAUCUUCAACGGGCUUCCGGCGCUGCUGGGCACGAUGGAGGCGCGGCACUACGUGGACGACGACCUGCUGGAGGCGAUGAGCACGCUGUCGGAGAUGCUGGCCGAAUACACGCGCACGCAGACGACGUUCGACACGUACGCGGCGGAGGUGCUGUCGGGCCACCUGCGGUGGUCGCCGGCGCACACGAACGCGGCGUUCUGGCGCGACAACGCACGACGCAUCCUGGAGGCGGAGGGCGGGCAGCUGCCGAAGCAGCUGGCGGCGAUCCUGGCGCAGAACUGGGAGGGCGACAAGCAGGUGCUGGCGAUCGCGUGCCACGACGUGGGGUGCCUGGUGAAGGCGGCGCCGGAGCAGCGGGCGGCGCUGGAGAAGCUGGGGCUGAAGGCGCGGGUGAUGGCGCUGAUGGCGGACGGCGACGAGGCGGUGCGGUGGGAGAGCCUGCGGGCGGUGGGCGAGUGGCUGCGGUACACGUUUGAGACGUGA